Molecule: messenger RNA, 6929 nt
Organism: Stegostoma tigrinum
Lineage: Eukaryota; Metazoa; Chordata; Chondrichthyes; Orectolobiformes; Stegostomatidae
Gene: tbc1d13
Product: TBC1 domain family, member 13
Exons: 12
Coding region: 637-1878 (413 amino acids)
Biological process (GO): intracellular protein transport; activation of GTPase activity
Molecular function (GO): GTPase activator activity
Source: RefSeq, a predicted model, not a curated record
GAGAGAGAGAGACAGACUGACAGACAAACGGAAUGAGAGAGGGGUGGCCAGAGAGAGAGAGAGAGACAGACAGACAGACAGACAGACGGAAUGAGAGUGGGGUGGGCAGAGAGAGAGACAGACAGACAGACGGAUUGAGAGAGGGCUGGGCAGAGAGAGAGAGAGAGAGAGAGACAGACAGACAGACAAACGGAAUGAGAGAGGGGUGGGCAGAGAGAGAGAGACAGACAGACAGACAAACGGAAUGAGAGAGGUGUGGGCAGAGAGAGAGACAGACAGACAAACGGAAUGAGAGUGGGGUGGGCAGAGAGAGAGAGAGAGAGAGACAGGCAGACAGACGGAAUGAGAGAUAGAGACCGACCGACAGACACAGACAAUGAAGGUGAAAUGGACAGACAGCAGGGGAGUUUUUGGGGCUCACCGGGAGAGUGAUAGAGACACAAAGAUGAGCGAAUGGGGGCCAGUGUUGGUGGGUGUAGCAGAGAGUGCUUGGACUGUGGGGGUGAAGGAGAAUUCGGGAGCUAGUUGGACUCGGAAAUUCUUGCCAGGAACGUUUGCAAGUUGGAGGGAUACCGCCAAGGGUUGAGCAACACGGCAAGGUGACGGCCUGAUGGUGUUAAUCCAGAGACCCAGAUCAUGUUCUGGGGACUUGGGUUCAAAUCCCACCACAGGAGAUCAUGGAACUUGAAUUCAAUAAAUAUCUGGAAGAUUGCAGAGUUCAGAGUUGCUCUGACUGAACCAAAGAUCAGCCUCACCAAGCUGCAGGAACUUUGCUUCAAUGGGAUCCCAUCUGAAGGGGGGCUGCGUUCGCUUUGUUGGAAGAUCCUCCUCAAUUACCUUCCCACCGAGCAGGCCCAGUGGAGCUCCUUCCUGAAGAAGCAGAGGGAGAUAUAUGCACAGUUCUUAAAGGAGAUGAUCAUUCAGCCUGGGAUCGCCAAAGCAAAUCUGGGCUUUAUCAGAGAGGAUGUCACGCUGGAAGAUCACCCCUUGAAUCCAAACCCGGACAGUCGAUGGAACACGUACUUCAAGGACAACGAGAUUCUCCUGCAAGUGGACAAAGAUGUUCGACGCCUAUACCCAGACAUGGCAUUUUUUCAGCGUCCCACUGACUACCCAUGCCUUUUGAUCAUGGACCCCCAGAAUGAGUUUGAAACGCUUCGCAGGCGGGUAGAGCAGACCACGCUGAAGUCCCAGACUGUUGCACACAAUCGGAGCGGCGUCACAAACGUUUCCUCCCCUCGCAAGACAACAUCAGCCAAUGAAUACGAAGUGCUUCCCAACGGCUGUGAGGCUCACUGGGAGGUGGUCGAAAGAAUUCUUUUCAUCUACGCCAAACUGAAUCCAGGAAUUGCUUAUGUUCAGGGCAUGAAUGAGAUCGUGGGGCCAGUUUACUAUACCUUUGCAACAGACCCUAACACUGACUGGAAGGAACAUGCAGAGGCAGACACAUUUUUCUGCUUCACAAACCUGAUGUCAGAAAUCAGGGACAAUUUCAUAAAGAGCCUCGAUGACUCACAGUGCGGGAUCAGUUAUAAAAUGGAGAAGGUUUAUUCAACGUUGAAGGAGAAAGAUGUGGAUCUUUACCUCAAACUGCAAGAACAGAACAUCAAGCCACAGUUUUUUGCCUUCCGCUGGCUAACGUUGUUAUUGUCACAAGAGUUCCUCCUCCCAGACGUCAUUCGAAUAUGGGACUCCCUCUUUUCAGACAUCGGCAGGUUCGAUUUCCUUAUCCUGGUCUGCUGUGCCAUGCUGAUUUUGAUUCGAGAUCAGCUGCUUGCUGGGGACUUCACAACAAACAUGAGGCUGCUACAGGAUUAUCCGAUUUCUGAUGUUGAUCUGAUCCUAAAGAAAGCAAAAGAACUCCAGGAUUCUGCAUAGUGGCAGUUGAAAACUGCUCAAUAUUCCAGGAAAUGCCCCACACACUCUGACAUAAUCACAAUCUUUGACAGACAAGCACAUGUGGACCUACAGGAGCACAUGGGCGCACACAUGACAAUAUGAUGGGAAAGUGACCAAACCCGCCUUUGCAGUGCCUUCUGGGAAAAUGUCUCCAUUCCCACAGGGAAGUGUGUGGCUAAAAUUGUCUUUAACUUUGUACUGUGCAAUCCUGUGACUCCUACCCCACCUCUUUCCCCCACCAAAUCUUUUCAUCUCCUUUCCUGUCUCCACUAUCAAGGGAUCUGCACUGAUGGUGCUGAGCAAGACAUGAGUGAUUGCACUCCGAAUGAAGACAAUGAAAUUUACUCCAAUGAUAGAGUACAGUAGUGCGAUAACUUAAUAAACCCAUAUCACAGAACUAAAGAAGGAAAAGCCCGUUUCUGCCACACUCUCGGUUGUUUUCUGUUGUGCUGCCUGUGUUGGAGUUGGUGUAGUCUAAUUUAACCUUAAAUCAGUAGCCAAGAGCUCAGUCAUUACAAACUGAAUGAUCUAGUACCAACUAAAAUGCAGUCCAUCUUCUUUGAGAUGCAAACUGUAAACUCCUCACGACAUCCUGAGAUUCAGUGUAGUUUCCUGAAUUUUCAGUUUCACAGCAUAAUGACCUAAGACCUGAAAGUUAUGGUGAUAUUGGAGACUGGGAGGUGACUGACUCUAAUUAUCUCAGGGUCUGAAGGAAACAUGCUGGUUGAUUUGCUGCUUGAUGUCCUGGCUUCUCCUCUGAGCGCCAUUGAAAUCAAUGCAGAAGCUCUUUGCACUUGUGGCUAUAUUAAAAUAACUGACUGGGCUUUCAGACUAUUUGUUGCUGAUUCGAGCAAAGUGCAGAACAACUUGUUUCUUUAAAGUCUGAGCUGUUGCGUCAGAGCCUAUGAUUGAUACUCAGCAGAGAAACAGAUUUAGUAGACCUUGUUGAGUCAGAAUUGAUGUCACGAUCCUUAAACUUGUAUUUAAGCUUUCUACUGCAUGCCAGUCUCCCAGAUGAAGUCCUUUAUCUCUUUUUUAGUGUUGCAAAGGAAGGGGUUAAGCUUAAGGGUCUUUGGGUGAGUUCAAAUGGUCGUAUGAAAUUGUCAUCUGAUGAAUGUAAUAAAAACCGUGCAGAAGCAGUUUGCAUUUGUAGAGAAAUAUUGUUUGAAAUGAUCACAUCUGAUCUUUAAAGCUGCCUCCUAGUCGUUUGACUAGUCGUAUUGGUAUGAGCGACCGAACCAAUCACAUUGGCGAAGCAUAAUUCAGCUUUCUUCAACCACCUGGCCCCCUGUGCGUUUAGUGCUGUUCUUUAAUCUGUCCUCAUAUUUAAUACUGAACCAUCCCAGCAUCUCUUCUAAGAGUUUCCCUUGUAACAAUGAUGGUGAGACUGAUGACGUGACCACAGCUAACGUCCCUUGAGUAGUCCCUGUCUUGCCUACUACCACCCCUUGUGUUAACACCUUUGUUUUAAAAGCGUUAUUGACCUCAGCAUCAAUGAGGUACACUCAGUGUUUGCAUCACCAGGGUCAGCAGUGGUUUCAAGAAAUGGUGAUUUCUGACCUGGGUCACUUCAGAUUUUGGAAUUUAUCCCAACACUUAUUACUACUUUUUUUUUGAGAAAGCUCAUUAAAGUUGAAUAUUACAACUGGGCAGGACCAAUACUUUCAGUUCCCAUUCCUGUUGUUCCCACUGAUUGAAGCUACAGCCCUGAUAAUCACAUUCCACAAUUGAGUUUGCUGUGCACUCACAUACAAUAGGCAAUCGAUAAUUAGCUGUUUGUGAUAAAGUGAGUGCAGAAAUGCCGCCAUUUCUAUUUUCACUGUUUGCACGAUACCAGAAUCGUCUGGGGAUUAAAUCAGUAUCCAGUAGGUAUAUUUAAAUUUUUUGAUAAUUAAGUAAGUGAUUUGUUGUUGUGCAAAGUGCUGCAAAUUUGUUUGUUUGCUGGUCUGACAGCUUGGCUUUCCUUAGUUACACACCUUCCCCUCUACCCACUCUGGCAUUGCCGGCCAUGUGUUUUAAGGGGUGAAUGUUUUUGCUACUCUUCACCCACCAAACAUUGGAAGGGUCUUCCUUUCCGGUUACUGAAGCUCUCGAUCUGCUUGCAUUUGGCCUUUGCAGUGCUGGUCCCUCCUGGGACUCUUCAAGCUUCCGAGAAUCAGAGAGCUGCAGGUUCAGUCGAGAGUUUUCUUCAGUGCCAGGUGGAGACAAAGAGGAACAUUGAUAAUUAAACAUGUAGCAUUAAUUGGAAUUAAAAUCCUGCUGAUUGGGUGAAACUGUCCACAUUCCUGCUGUGAAAAUGCCAAAUGCGCUUGCUACUGUAACUGCUCAGUAUUUUGGUACCUUACUUACCUUGUUAGUUAUAGCUUCCUAAUCUGGCUUUGUGAUGUGACGUCCAUGGUUUAAAGCAUUGUGUUGUGGCCACUCUCUUCCUGUCUGCAUUUGAUGCCCUGAUGCACAUUUUUCUGACUACUUUGUCAGUCCCUAUUAAAGGGAAUUGUUGUUUGUCUUCUCGUGGUGGAGAAGAAUAGUAAUCCUAUCUUGUUCUGCCAGAAGUUAAGUAAAAGGCAUUUUUGUUUAUUGCUAGUCCUCCGUGUGGACUGUACCAACGCAGAUAACUUUGGGGAAUGGAAUGUUUGUUUGACUCCAAGGCCUGUCCAGCAGUGGGGGUAUGGAGUUUAAAUCUCCAUCCCAACCAACCCCCAUAUACUCAAGAGUUUCUGAUCCCAACAUCUGCCAGGAUUCAGAUUCAUCCACUAAUGAGGCAACAGCACUUAGAUACGAAACAACCCUUUCCCAACCUCCAUUGCCCAUAGGUCAAACGAACACGACAAGGCCACCCAGCCACUUAGGACUGGUUUGCUGACUCCAGGCCUUGAUUUUUUUUUGGAGGAGAUUACUGCUUCCAUUUAUGUAAAUACUUUCUUUUCCAAACAUGACCCCUGAAUUUCCAAUUGUUCCAACUUUAAAAUUAGCCCCGUCUCCUGUGUGAUUUCAGAGUUGGAUCGCUUGGAACUCGGACAGUGUCCUCUGCUAAUAGCAAAGUGGAAUUUUGAACUCCAGGACUAAGCUAUCAUUCUCUCCCCAUACCCAUCCCUCACACAAAGGGAACAUUUCAAUUUAUUCUCUAAGUAUCAUUUCAAGUCACAAGAUUUCUGUACUUAGUGUGCUAAUUUUAUUUUUUUUUGUUAACCCAGCCUUUGCUGGCCCCAGCCUUAACCUUGUUUCCCCAUUUCCUGUUUUUACCCUAUGUGUGUCUCAGUGUCGGACACCCCACAUAUUGUGAAUGGAGGUGGGGGGGUCUUGGAAUAAAAUUGGACAUCAUUAAGAAGCCCCAGUUAGUUUGGACGUGGUUAAGGAGCAGUGUCACAUUUUAAUGUCUGGAUGGUUUUAGGGACAGCACUUAUCAUUGUCCCACCUCACUCAUGAUACAUGAGACCGCGAGGGUUACUCACUACCAUGGCACAAAUUCUGUUCCCUCAUGUUCCUAAUUGUUGCUCGGGUGUGAAUUCACAUCUGUUGUGUGACAAGGUUGUAUCAAAGGUGAAAACCCUUCAGAUUAUUGGCUGAGAAAUUGAAAAACUUAAUCUAACAAAAUAAUCAAACUCUUGAUGUUUUGAGGUGUUAUGUUUCAGAUGAAUGUUGAUUCAGCUUAUUCUCAUUGUAUAAGGAAAUGUUCUGGAAUGACAGUAUCAAUGGAUAGAUAAUAUACACCACCAAAUCAAUGUAACUGUUUAGGAUCUAAUGAAUGCAAUAUUAGUUUUCCUUGUUAACUAAAACAAAUCAUACUUCUAAUGUGGCUCUUCAAUAUUGUUUUUUUUUUACAGUUGCCCCAUUAAUCCCCGAAAUUAGCGAGUCCUCCUGAUUCCGGUAAAUAGUCAACAGCAAAGCACUAGGGUUUGCGUUUAUGUUCUCACAACAGAAACAAACUCUGCAGUAAAAUUACAGUAUUGAUCCCAGAUUUAGACCAUUUCCUUUGAGCUUCAAUGCUGCAUAUGAACUUGCCUCCCGUGUAUCUAUCCCUUACACCUUUCCCUUUCGCACCCCAUUUACCCUUCUCCUGCCUGUCUCUCUCGUACAAUAUCUGUUGGCAUCUUCCAGCUCCUCAUUCACUGACAACCAGUCUGUCUCCCUUUUUACUUUCUCUGUCUCUAUUAUACACAUUUUGUAAAUUUGUUCUAUGUCUCUUUCUUCCACCCCAGCAAUGUUUCAUAACUGUCUUGUGUACACAUGCUGUCUGUCCAUUUGUACAUGCUGUCUGUCCAUUUGUACACACUGUCUGUCAUUCUCUCUGUCACUGCCCAAUAAUACCUGUCAGGAGAAGGGUGAUUGAAGAACCAAACAUGAAAAUAAGCAUGCAGCUGAAGGUGCUUUUUUUGACAAUAUUCAGUAUUACUUUAGAAUUGAUUUAAUGUAAAUUACAAAUGCUUAGAACUGUGGUGUUUAUAAUUAGAUGUGGUGAUCAGUGUUUUGAUUCAUAUGACAGAAUCCUACAGGUCAUAAUGACACUAUAGAGAGACUGAAUAAAUGCCUCCUAUUGCAUGAUGUUUUUCCCAAUGGCAAUUAUUGUUAUGUUGUCUAUUUGCCUUAUGAUGAACUUUGCUUUUCUUAAAUAGUGCUGGUUGUAAUAGAUUUUCUUCUUGAUAUUGGGAUUGGAGUGCAGAAGUCUUAAAAUGUGGUGCAUCUGAAUAUAGCCCAGUUGUUGCACUUGCCCCAGUUUGCUGAAUUGGAAGACUUCAUCUGAAAGCCUCCCUUUCCCGUGACGCUUGCAACCGGUGGUAGCAACAACAUCAGUAAACUUGCUAUCGUGUGCAAGGACAUGGCUAGUCUCAGAUUGGCAGGCCAGUGAUCCAACUGGGCAGUAUUACGCAUCUACCUGGCUCAGAUCGGAUUGUCCAGGCUCGCGGAGAGCUAAAGUACUUCUGUGCACAGAGCGAAUAGUGGCCCUUAGCAUGUUCUGCACAGCUUGUUUCUUUGCAGACAGGUGUGUGUGUGUGUGUGUGUGUGUGUGUGUGUGUGUGUGUGUGUGUGUG